CAGCUUAGGGCAACUGUGAAUUUGCCCAAGGGAACAGGUCAAACUGUUAAAGUGGCCGUUCUUACCCAAGGUGAAAAGUUCGAUGAAGCAAAAAAUGCAGGAGCUGAUCUAGUGGGUGGAGAGGAUUUGAUAGAGCAGAUAAAGGCUGGAUUUAUGGAUUUUGACAAAUUGAUUGCGACACCAGAUAUGAUGCCUAAGGUCGCUAGCUUAGGUAGGAUUCUGGGACCUAGGGGACUCAUGCCGAACCCAAAAGCUGGUACUGUCACUACAAAUAUACCUCAGGCUAUAGAAGAAUUCAAAAAGGGUAAAGUAGAAUACCGAGCAGAUAAAACUGGAAUUGUUCACUUACCAUUUGGGAAAGCAAAUUUCUCGGAAGAAGAUCUUAUCAUAAACUUCAUCGCUGCAGUGAAAUCAAUAGAAGCAAACAAACCAUCAGGUGCAAAAGGAGUUUACUGGAAGAGUGCACAUGUAUGUUCAUCUAUGGGGCCAUCCAUUCGGUUAAACGUAAGGGAGAUGCUCGAGUACAAGCUUCCGAACGCAUAAUUGACCUACACAUGUAUAUUGCAUCUUCUGCCAUCUACCUAGCUUCUUCGGUGCCUUAACUGAGCUUCCAUUUGAGAGGGUUAGGAUACAGAGUAGGUGGAAUUCGAGAGGAGAUUCAAUGCCAUAUUGUCAAUAUUUCCGCGGAAGCUUUCUUCGGCCCAGUUGCUAAAAAAAGUAUUCUUGUUUGACAAUGCCAAUUUUAUGUUCAAUUUAAUUAUCCGUAGGUGCUAAUGUAUAUCAUGCUAUAAUUCGCAAAAGGUGAAGCUAGUCAAACUCAUAAAUUUCCUACACUACAAGAUUCUUGUUUGUGGUCAUGUCUCAGUUUGUCCCAACAGUUGAAUAAACGUGAGAGUUUCAGUAUUUUGUUA
Molecule: messenger RNA, 911 nt
Organism: Nicotiana tabacum (common tobacco)
Lineage: Eukaryota; Viridiplantae; Streptophyta; Magnoliopsida; Solanales; Solanaceae
Source: RefSeq, a predicted model, not a curated record